This is a messenger RNA of Zygotorulaspora mrakii, 1857 nucleotides long. It is a transcript of the gene MPP10, whose product is annotated as rRNA-processing protein MPP10. The transcript has a single exon. Lineage: Eukaryota; Fungi; Ascomycota; Saccharomycetes; Saccharomycetales; Saccharomycetaceae. Bases 1 to 1857 code for a protein of 618 amino acids. Gene Ontology annotation, cellular component: Mpp10 complex; nucleus; small-subunit processome. The record is from RefSeq and is a predicted model, not a curated record. Gene Ontology annotation, biological process: rRNA processing.
AUGUCUAAUUUUUUCAAAACUUUACAAGCAAGCCCGGCAGAUGUGAUUUCCUUGGACUCGUUUGAAGCUUUACAAUCAGUCAAAUCUCAUGUUGAUGAAGUUAUCAAUCUUUACAAAAAGAGUGAACCAACAAAGAAGACUGAUUUCGAAGAAAUUACUAUUACUGGCCUAGAUGCCAGACAAGUAUGGUGGCAAACGAAAAUGGUCCUAGACGAUGUGGAAGCCGAUCUGUUGGAGAAAAUAGAUGACCUCAGAAAUGUGAUAGAUUCCACCAGUAGCGAUGAAGACGAGGAGCUAAAAGAGGUGUUAGAAGGGAGAGAAGGGUACGAAUCCACGAAUUCGAGAAGUGAAGAUGCAUAUGAAAGUGAUCGAUCUUCAGAAAUACUUGAAAGCUCAGGGGAAGAGCAGAAAGAAGAAUUACAAGAAGAAAACGAAGUUACCUCUGAGGAAGCAGUAGCAGAUAAAUUGCAGUUUGAACAGCAGGAACCAUAUGAGGACGAAGGUAAGCAUACUUUUAGACUUUCUCAGGAUCUAAAGGAAGGCGCCGCUAUGGAAUCAGGUCAGGAAGCAGUUGGCGAAAAGGAGCCAGAGGCCAAGACGGAUAAAUAUGGGCUGAAUGACGAUUUCUUCAAUUUCAAUGAGUUCAAUAGACAGACUUUGGAGGCUGAAGAAAAUAGCGGUUCGACUGAUGGUACCGAUGAAUCUAUUGAUUAUUUUGAAGAUGUGCCAUCAGAUGAAGAUGAGGAAGCUAUUUACUAUGAAGAUUUUUUUGAUAAACCAGCAUCAAAAAAUGUCAGCACCAAAAGCCAAAGGGGCAGUGAAGAGAUGCAAGAAGAUUUGACAAAUGCUGAUUAUCAAAGUGCUCUAAAAUUUGCCAAAUUAGAUUUAUUUGCAGAAGAUGAAGACGUAUCAGACGAAGAAGACAACAGUAAAGAGUAUGAAGAAAAGCAUUCUUCCCAUCAAAAGCAGCAAUCAAGAAUCCAAAUGCAGAUUGAAGAAUUGGAAAAGGAAGCUGUUGCAGAGAAAAAGUGGGCCUUGAAAGGUGAGGUUAAAGCGCAGGAUCGCCCGGAGGAUGCGUUGUUGACUGAGGAGAUUGAAUUUGACAGGACAGCAAAGCCAGUACCUGUGAUCACAGCUGAAGUCACAGAAUCUUUAGAAGACAUGAUCAGACGAAGAAUUAAAGACGAAAAUUUUGAUGAUCUCCAAAGAAGAGUGCUGGUUGACUUAACUGCCCGUUCAAGGAAACCUCAAUUUGAGCUAAGUGAUCAAAAGUCGUCUAAAUCUCUCGCGGAUAUCUACGAAGAUGAUUACAAACAUGUAUCACAGGAUGCUACCAUCACCGAAGAGCUCAAAAAAUCUCAUGAUGAAAUAUCGGAACUUUUCACAAAUCUUAACUAUAAAUUAGAUGCAUUGUCAUCAGCACAUUUUAUCCCCAAACCUCCACAGAAAUCACUAGAGGUUAGGGUAGAGACCGAUGCUAUUACAAUGGAGGAUGCUCAACCAUUAAGUAUGUCGUCAGCUUCAGCCCUAGCUCCUCAAGAAAUAUAUUCUGUUGGGAAAUCUGAUAAUUCGAAUGAAAUCAGACUCAAGGAUGGAACUACCAUGGCGAAGGAUGAAAUGAGCAGAGAAAAUAAAAGCAGGUUACGCAGAGCAAUUAAAAGAAAGAGGUCGAAAGCUAUCAAAGACCAUCAAAGCAAGCCUAAUAAGCAAAGUAAAAAGGAAUCCGCCAUCGAGACACUUUCCAGAGCGAAAAAUGUUACUGUCAUAGAUAAAAAGGGAGGUAAGAGCGAUGUUAGGGGCAAUAUCAAGAGCUCUUCGACUUCACUUAAUAACCAUGGUCAUCAAAUUAAAUUGUAG